AUGGACAAGCCCUUGCUUUUGGGACUCCCCCUGCUGCUCAGCUGCCUUAGAAGUGAGUCCCUAGCCUUGACGGUUGGUGAGGUAUCGCCUCUCAUUUCUAUUCCUGGUUUCCCGGCCCCAAUGACAGAAAUCAUUCAGUGUAGGAUGUGCCACUUGCAGUUUCCAGGAGAGAGGUGUUCCAGAGGCAGAGGAAUAUGCACUGCUACAGAAGAUGAGGGUUGCACGACUGGGAGGAUUUUCAAGAAAGAUGGGACUCUGUGGUUAACCUUCAUGGGCUGCCUGAAAAACUGUGCUAAUGUGGACAAAAUAAAAUGGAGUGUCUACUUGGUGAAGUUCAGGUGCUGCAGGGGCUAUGACCUUUGCAAUGAAACCCUGUAAAUGUUGCUAGUCCUCUGGGGGCUCCAAUCUCUGGAUGACAUUAUUGCCUCAGCCUCGUCCCAGUGAUUUCCUAGAAAGCCACGUUUCGGAUUGCAAACACGUGGUCCUGCCUUCUGCCUA
Molecule: messenger RNA, 498 nt
Organism: Mirounga angustirostris (Northern elephant seal)
Lineage: Eukaryota; Metazoa; Chordata; Mammalia; Carnivora; Phocidae
Gene: PATE1
Product: prostate and testis expressed 1
Exons: 3
Coding region: 1-378 (125 amino acids)
Source: RefSeq, a predicted model, not a curated record